Molecule: messenger RNA, 1903 nt
Organism: Nannospalax galili (Upper Galilee mountains blind mole rat)
Lineage: Eukaryota; Metazoa; Chordata; Mammalia; Rodentia; Spalacidae
Product: zinc finger protein 709-like
Exons: 1
Biological process (GO): regulation of transcription by RNA polymerase II
Cellular component (GO): nucleus
Molecular function (GO): RNA polymerase II cis-regulatory region sequence-specific DNA binding; DNA-binding transcription factor activity, RNA polymerase II-specific
Source: RefSeq, a predicted model, not a curated record
CAUGCAGGUAAACAAUGUGAUAAUUCCUUUACAUAUACUAGUUCCUUACAGUUACAUGAAAAAACUUAUACUGGAGAAAAACCCUAUGAAUGUAAACAAUGUGGGAAGGCCUUUACAGAUCACAGCAAUCUUCAAAGACAUGAAAAAAUUCAUACCGGAGAAAAACCCUAUGAAUGUAAAGAAUGUGGUAAAGCCUUUAUAUGUAAGAGAGAUCUUCAUGUACAUGAAAAAAUUCAUACUGGAGAAAAACCAUAUGACUGUAAACAAUGUGGUAAAGCCUUUAGAUGUCACAGAUCUCUUCAGUUACAUGAAAAAAUUCAUACCGGAGAAAAACCAUAUGAAUGUAAACAAUGUGGGAAGGCCUUUACAGAUCACAGCAAUCUUCAAAGACAUGAAAAAAUUCAUACCAGAGAAAAACCCUAUGAAUGUAAAGAAUGUGGUAAAGCCUUUAGAUAUAAUAGUGAUCUUCAAAGACAUGAAAAAACGCACACUGGAGAGAAACCCUAUGCAUGUGAACAAUGUGGUAAAGCCUUUAGAUGGCACAGAUCUCUUCAGUUACAUGAAAAAAUUCAUACUGGAGAGAAACCAUAUGCAUGUAAACAAUGUGGUAAGGCCUAUAGACAACACAGUUACCUGCAAUUUCAUGAACAAAUUCAUACUGGAGAGAAACCCUAUGAAUGUAAAGAAUGUGGUAAAGCCUUUAGGUAUAAGAGUCAUCUUCAAAGACAUGAAAAAACACACACUGGAGAGAAACCCUAUGCAUGUAAAGAAUGUGGUAAAGCCUUUAGGUAUAAGAGUCAUCUUCAAAGACAUGAAAAAACACACACUGGAGAGAAACCCUAUGCAUGUAAAGAAUGUGGUAAAGCCUUUAGGUAUAAGAGUCAUCUUCAAAGACAUGAAAAAACACACACUGGAGAGAAACCCUAUGCAUGUAAAGAAUGUGGUAAAGCCUUUAGGUAUAAGAGUCAUCUUCAAAGACAUGAAAAAACACACACUGGAGAGAAACCCUAUGCAUGUAAAGAAUGUGGUAAAGCCUUUAGGUAUAAGAGUCAUCUUCAAAGACAUGAAAAAACACACACUGGAGAGAAACCCUAUGCAUGUAAAGAAUGUGGUAAAGCCUUUAGGUAUAAGAGUCAUCUUCAAAGACAUGAAAAAACACACACUGGAGAGAAACCAUAUGCAUGUAAAGAAUGUGGUAAGGCCUUUACACUAUACAGUCGCCUGCAAGUUCAUGAGAAAAUUCACACUAGAGAAAAACCAUAUGCAUGUAAACAAUGUGGUAAAGCAUUUAGAUGGCACGGUUAUCUUCAGUUACAUGAAAAAGUUCAUACUGGAGAGAAACCUUAUGCAUGUAAACAAUGUGGUAAGGCCUUUAGAUCCAAUAGUGAUCGUCAAAGACAUGACAAAACUCAUACUGGAGAGAAACCUUAUGCAUGUAUACAAUGUGGUAAAGCCUUUAGGUACAAGAGUCAUCUUCAAAGACAUGAAAAAACACACACUGGAGAGAAACCCUAUGCAUGUAAAGAAUGUGGUAAAGCCUUCACACGAUACAGUUACCUGCAAGUACAUCAGAAAAUUCACACUAGAGAAAAGCCAUAUGAAUGUAAACAAUGUGGCAAAGCAUUUAGAUGGCAUGGUUAUCUUCAGUUACAUGAAAAAAUUCAUACUGGAGAGAAACCCUAUGCAUGUAAACAAUGUGGUCAAGCCUUUAGAUGGCACAGAUAUCUUCAAUUACAUGAAAAAACACACUGGAGAGAAACCUUAUGCGUGUAAACAAUGUGGUAAGGCCUUCACACAAUACAGUUACCUGCAAGUACAUGAGAAAAUUCACACUGGAGAAAAACCAUAUGAAUGUAAACAAUGUGGUAAAGCCUUCAGACAAUACAGUCGCCUGCAAAUUCAU